This is a messenger RNA of Chenopodium quinoa (quinoa), 1521 nucleotides long. RefSeq lists its product as uncharacterized. Gene Ontology annotation, molecular function: nucleic acid binding. The record is from RefSeq and is a predicted model, not a curated record. Lineage: Eukaryota; Viridiplantae; Streptophyta; Magnoliopsida; Caryophyllales; Amaranthaceae. The coding region runs from base 1 to 1521 and encodes 506 amino acids. The transcript has 3 exons.
AUGCAGCAGCAGCCUAGGAGCUGCACAGACAGCUGCAACAGCCACCAAGCAGCUACAACAGCCACCAGGAAGCUGCAACAGCCACCAGGGAGCUGCACAGGCAGCUGCAGCAGCCACCAGGCAGCUGCCAAGGAAACUGCUGCAGCAGCCCAGGCAGCACCCAAGGCAGCUGCAGCAGCCAUUCAAGAAACCGAGUCGCUCAUGCAAUUUUGUCAAGGCAAUGGUGAUGGGUAUGAAGGAGAUGAUGAUGCAAACAUUGAUGAGGCACAACCACAAAACAGAGUAAACAAGGAAUUGACUGUGGAACAAAAAAGAAAUCUUGUUGAUGAGAUAAUGUUGCACAUGGAGGGGGACUCAUUGCCAAGAGGUUUCUUAGCUAAUUUGGCUAGAAAACAUUCAGUGUACAAAUCCACAACAACAAGAUAUUUCAAAUUUAUCAAGCAAUCUCUAGCUCAAGGUAUUCCAGUUGUUGUUGAAAACAAAAAAUUGGGUAGGACAGAACCCAAACCAAAGGUGUACACAGAUGAAUUUCUAACUUCAGUUCCACUCUACAAGAGAGGGACUGAAAGAGGAUAUGCUGCAGCCCUUAAAAUUCCCAAAACAGCACUGCACAGACUAAGGCAACAAGGGAGACUCAGGACACACACCAACACAAUUCAUCCAGCUCUAACAGAGAAGCAUAAAAUAUCAAGACUUAAAUGGGUACUAAGUCACAUUGAUCCAAUUCCAGCACAAGGGGACCCAAACUUCAGAGACAUGCAGCAAUGGAUACAUUUGGAUGAAAAAUGGUUCUACAUUAAUCCAGAGGCAAGGACGUUUUAUUUGCUGCCCACAGAGGAUGAUCCAUACAGGGCACAGCAAUCAAGGAGAUUUAAGAUCAAAGCAAUGUUCAUGGGAAUGAUUGGGAAGCCCUUAUUUGAUGAUCACACCAACAUGGUACGUGAUGGAAAAUAUGGGCUUUUUCCUUUUGUAAAGGAUAUGCUACUCACACAUGUCAUUCCAACAAUCUAUGAGAAGUGGCCAGAACAACUACCAAAGGACAUCAUCAUCCAAUGGGAUAAUGCAAGACCUCACCAAGUUCCAAGAGAUGAAGAAUUUCAUGCAGCAUGUAAUGCAUAUGGAUUCAACAUUGAAUUCAUUUUUCAACCAGCUCAAUCACUAGAAACAAAUGUUCUUGAUUUGGGUUUGUUUAGUGUCAUUCAAUCACUACAAUACCAAUCAUUCCCAAGGAAUCUAGAUGAGCUCAUACAAGAAGUUGCAAGAGCUUUUGAAGAGCUUGAUCCAGUUUUGAACAAGUACACAUGGAUUACACUACAAUCAUGCUUGAUAAAGAUACUAGAGAAGCAAGGUGGGAACAACAUCUCUCCCCCUCACAUGAAGAAGAGAAGUUUGGACAGUCAAGGUCUACUACCACAAUCAUUACAAGUUGAUAGGAAUCUGAUUGGUGAAGUUGUUCAAUUUUUAGACUCAAUCACAGAUAUAGUAGAUGAUCAUGGACACAUGAAAGUGGAUGCAGACUGA